AUGGACGCACCGCUCGUGAAGCUCGCAGACUUGCUGCGGCAUCCCGACGACCUCGACAAGAUCGCAACGCUCAAGCUCGACUUUGCGCGGAAGAAGGCGGCCGUCGACAGCCAGCUGCGGGCGGGGCUGCGCGACCAGCUGGAGACGACGCAGAGCGGCAUGACGGGGCUGUCGGACGGCCAGAAGGCGGUGCAGCAGAUCAAGGACGAGAUGAUGCAGAUCGACAAGCUGUGCUCGGAGAGCCAGAACAUGAUCAAGGACUUUGCGACCAUCAACCAGGUGUCGCAGGCGCACCGCAACUUUGGCGCCGUCGAGGCGAUGCGGCGCAACCUCGAGACCUUCAACGACCGCCUCAGCGUCGUCGAGCAGAUGCUGCGGGCCGACGACGCCGACCAGGAGAACAUGCCCAACCUGCUGCCCAUCCACUACGAGCUGACGCAGCUGCGCAACAUCCGCGACGACGCCAUGGAGCAGAUCCAGCGCGCCGACGACACGAGCCUGCAGUCGACGCUCGAGGACUACUUUGAGCGCCUGGACGGCGCCAUCGACUGGUUCGACGAGCACGUCGGGCUCGUGGCCACGAGCCUCAUCACGCUGGUGACGGCCGAGAACAACAACCUGGUCGUGCGCUUUGCGCUGGUCAUUGAGGCCGAGGAGAAGAGCGACCAGCGCGUGCAGGCCCUGCAGGACGCCAUGCGCGACCACAAGGAGAUUGCCUCGCGCUUCCAGGGCAUCACGGACGGCGCCAAGACGGUGCGCGGCUACAAGGGCAAGUUUUUGCAGGCCAUCGAGGCGUACGCCGAGGCCCAGUUCGCGCAGACGCGCGAGGCCUUCCUCGACGAUCCGUCGCGCCUCGAAAAGGAGCUGCGCUGGUACUUCAACGACCUCAACGCCGUGCGCCUCGGCAUGGUGCCGCUGAUGCCCAAGAAGUGGAACAUUAUGCGCACGUACACGCAAAUCUACCACCGGAUGAUGCACGACUUCUUGGUCGCCCUCGUCGACGACCCGGACACGAGCUCCGCGCACACGCUCGAAAUCAUCAGCUGGCCCGAAAAGUACUACAAGAAGAUGGCCAAGCUCGGCUUCCCGCAGGACGACGCCGCGCUGGCGCCGCACGUGCUCGACAACCGCGAGGCCGAGCUCGUGCGCGAGUUCCGCCAGCUCAUCAUCAAGUUCCUCGACGAGUGGAUCGAACGCAUCGGCAAGCAGGAGCGCAAGGACUUUGCCGAGCGCGCCGCCGUCGAGGGCGCCAACCUGGACCAGGACGAGUACGGCUACUUCCGCACGCGCAACCUCGUCGACCUGUGGCGCAUGCUGCGCGAGCAGAUUGACGUCGCCGCCAACUCCCAGCGCACCGACGUCGUCGAGGGCGUCGUCGACGCCAUGUUUUUGCGCCUGCGCACGCGCCAGCAGGCCGUCCAGAAGAUGCUCGACGACGAGGCGCAGCGCUACGAGGCCGGCCGCGUGCCGGAGCUCGAGGGCUACCAGGCCCUGCAGGACUGGCUGGUGGCGUCGGCCAACGACCAGAUUGCCAGCAUUGACGACCGCGACGACGACGCCGCGGGUGCGGGUGGUGCAGCCGGUGCAGCCGGUGGUGGCAGCCGCAUCUCCUACCUCACCAGCUUCCGCGACAAGAUCGAGCCGCUCGUGUCGGCGCAGUACAUGGAGCGCGUCGACGCCGAGGUGGCCGCCCUGCGCGACGGCUACGUCGACCUGAGCACCUGGUGCAUGACCAAGUUCGCGUCGCUCAUCUUCGUGGUCGACUUCAAGGCGGUCAUGCCCGACUUCUUCACCCCGCGCUGGUACGGCGCCGCCACGGGCAUGAAGCAGAUGGUCGCCACCGUCGACGAGUACGUCACCGACUACCGCCAGGUCCUGCACUACUCGCUCGUCGAUGUCUUUGUCGAGAUUUUUUCGGACGAGCUGCUCGUCCGUUACCUCUCCGCCGUCCGCAACAAGGGCGCCAAGCUCAAGCGCGCCGACCCCUUCCAGGACCAGAUCUUUGCCGACGUCGCCGCCGUCUUUGAGCUCUUCGACUCCAUGCCCACCGCCGAGGCCGCCGGCAGCCUGAAGCAGACCUGGCGCGUCACCGAGCAGUUCCUGGCGCUGCUGACCGUCGGCAAGGACGGCGUCGCCGAGGCCUUUAUUGCCUUCAAGACGGCCUACUGGGACCUGCAGAUCAGCUGGGUGGAGGCCGUGCUGCGCGCGCGCGACGACUUUGAGCGCAGCAUGCUCAACAUUGUCAAGGCACAAGCGGCGCAGAUCUACGUCGAGCGGGGCCCCGAGACAAUCAUGAGCAAGGUGAAGUAG
This is a messenger RNA of Sporothrix schenckii 1099-18, 2310 nucleotides long. RefSeq names its product exocyst complex component Sec6. NCBI's taxonomy places the organism in Eukaryota, Fungi, Ascomycota, Sordariomycetes, Ophiostomatales, Ophiostomataceae. Bases 1 to 2310 code for a protein of 769 amino acids. The transcript has a single exon. The record is from RefSeq and is a predicted model, not a curated record. Gene Ontology annotation, cellular component: exocyst. Gene Ontology annotation, biological process: exocyst localization; exocytosis. Gene Ontology annotation, molecular function: SNARE binding.